AUGAAGCAAAAGAUUGUGAUGAAGGUUUCUAUGAACUGUCAAAAGUGUCGCACAAAGGCACUCAAAGUUGUCGCAUCAGCUAACGGUGUGAGUUUUGUGGGAUUAGAGGGAGAAGAGAAAGACAAGUUAAUGGUAAUUGGAGAUGGUAUAGAUGCUGUCAAGUUGACGAAUUGUUUGAGGAAAAAGGUUGGAUAUACUGAAAUUGUCAGCUUAGGAGAAGUUAAAGCCAGUUGA
Messenger RNA from Lathyrus sativus (Indian pea), 234 nucleotides. NCBI's taxonomy places the organism in Eukaryota, Viridiplantae, Streptophyta, Magnoliopsida, Fabales, Fabaceae. The record is from the annotation of a GenBank genome assembly.